AUGGAUAUCAAUCUCAAACGCAAUUUUGAUCGUUUGAUCGUCAUCGCUAUCGUAUUGCUGCUCUCGUUUACAUCGCUGACGAUGUCUGCGUUCAAUAUGCCGCUUCAAAGAAUGCAAAGUGAUCGUAUUCGCCGAUUGCAAUUAGGUCUGAAAGUAGAGCCAAGAGUUUACCAGGCCGCUCGAGGACCAUAUGGAGUGAAGGUGAAAGAUUAUCGUGACAUUGUUUACUAUGGAAUAGUUUAUCUGGGCUCACAGAGUGUGCCCAUGCGAGUGGUACUCGACACCGGGAGUGCAGAUUUUUGGGUACCUGAUGUGAGUUGUCAAGAGUGCAAUUACUAUUGUCAUGGAUUACCGCAGAAAUUCGCCGAAAUACUUUGUGAGAGUGGAUGUACGACAAUUCACAAU
Anisakis simplex (herring worm) is the source of this 405-nucleotide messenger RNA. Lineage: Eukaryota; Metazoa; Nematoda; Chromadorea; Rhabditida; Anisakidae. The record is from the annotation of a GenBank genome assembly.